AUGACCCUCGAGCCCCGUUCGGCCCCUCUCAGUACGACUACGACCACGACCACGACCACAGCCCCUUGCGCGCCGCCCAUGCCGCUGUUCAGCAGCAGCAAACGCGCAGCGGCCGCUCCGCUCUGUCCCGCGCGCGCCGUCUCGCUCACGGCCUACAACGACAGCGACGACAACACUGACGCGCACGUCAUCGACCACAGCAGCAGCGACAGCGACGUGCCGCCCAUGGAGCAGCUGCUCGUGAACCACUUGCGCUUCGCGCACGCCGUGCGCCAGAACGACGCGGCGCAGAUCCUGCAGUUCCUCGCCAAGGACGUGACGCUGCGGGCCAUGGACGGCGCGCGGCACGACGGGCAGUCGGCGGCGCUCGCGUGUCUCGUGGGCGCGCGCAUGACGAAGCUGAGCUCCAAUCUGCGCGUCAAGGGCUUUCCCACGCGCGCCGGCGCGUGCCAGUCGACGUUUGUCUACGAGCACGGGCUCGUGUUCAAGGACCCGCUGUACAUGGAGGUGCUGGACUGGACGGCCGACGGCGCGAGCGUCGUGCGCAUCGCCCACGUGCCGCUCCUCGCGGACGCCAAGAACAGCAAAACGCUGCAGGACUUUGCCCGCAUGACGUCGCUGCGCCACGACAAGAAGCAGCACGCGCGAGUGGCGGACGCUCGCUGUGCAGGUGACGCGAAAGAGAACACGCAUCACAAGGACGAGGACGACGACGACGACGAGGACGAGGGCGGGCGCUGGAGCAGUCGCGGCUCGCGGUUCAGUGAGGGCACGGGCAGGUCGAGCAGUCUGUGUGGCCACAUGGGAGGGCCGAUGAGGCGGAGCCAGCGUCGCCGGCCCAAGAGCUCGAUCGACAGCAGCAGCAGUACCGCGUUGACGGCUGCGAGUCUCCGGCUCUCGACGUGUAGCAGCUCGAGCAGCAGUCAAAGUGGAGCGCAGGAAGUGGCAGUGCAACCGUUGGCAGUUGGUGCUGCUGCUGCGGCGACGGGCGCCACGAGUAGUCGCUGGAAGAUGCCGGAGGUCGAGUUGGUCGAGAUCUCGUGCACGAACUUGACGCCGAUUCGAAGGCGCAAGACGGUGAACCCGUUCGUGACGGUGCAGUGCCCCGAGACAAAGACCGAGUGGAAGAGUCCCGUGAUGCGACGAGAGCCCAACCCCACGUGGAAUACAAUGCCACUGAGGAUUCCCGUGCACGCGCACGCGGGCGUCGUGGAGAUUGCGCUGUGGGACCACUCGUUCUUUCGGUCGGUCAAAGUCGCGGGCGCUGCGCUGGUCGAGUCGGACGUGCUCACGAACGACUCGGAGUUUGGUGCGACGAUUCAGUUGGAGCGAUACGACGUCGGCCGUAUCGAUGGGGAACCACAGUACGUGACGAUGAAUUUUCGCUUUGUGCGCCGGGGCGACGUGCCAGCUCGUGCGUCGAACGAAACGGGGCACAACACGGCGCGAGGCGACGCGAGCGAGGCUGGCAAGACUGCGCAGCAGACAAGCGUACGCGGGUCAGUGCUGGACAACGGCCUCAAGUGGCUGGUGGUGCAACCGCAUGCAAACGGACAACACGUCUCUGGACUCGCCAUGCUCUUUCGUGCCGCUGUGGUUGCCGCGAUGGUGUGGAUGCUGUUCCACGCCACGCUCGGGUGGCCAAAGCAAGUGUUAUAG
Molecule: messenger RNA, 1659 nt
Organism: Hyaloperonospora brassicae
Lineage: Eukaryota; Oomycota; Peronosporomycetes; Peronosporales; Peronosporaceae
Source: the annotation of a GenBank genome assembly